Molecule: messenger RNA, 750 nt
Organism: Sitophilus oryzae (rice weevil)
Lineage: Eukaryota; Metazoa; Arthropoda; Insecta; Coleoptera; Curculionidae
Exons: 3
Coding region: 124-591 (155 amino acids)
Source: RefSeq, a predicted model, not a curated record
GAUACAUAUACAUAUGUUUUUAGGGCUUGGCGGCAAGGUUAUAACGUAAUAUAAAACACAAAGUGCACUAUUGUUGCAUAGUAGCCGUGCGGUGAAACAUUGGUCACAGCUGGAAUUGCAACAAUGGCAGCUAAGGUUGUUUUGAUUUUCUUCUGUGGAUUGAUCAUUGCAGUCAAUUGUGGUGUGCUGCCAUCUGUUAAAGUUCUACAAGGACCAGGAAGCAAAACCACUCUGUAUGGGCCUGAUGGUAGUUCCUUAAAAUCUAAAGCACCUGGUGGUACCGUCCUAACUGACACUAGUGUUCCUGCUGGAUUAGUACCCGCAGGCCCAGCAAUUCUUCCCGCAUCUCCAGAGGUCAUCAUUGGAGAUGGACCUGCGGGUAAAAUCGUUACCAGCUAUACAUUAGCAGGUCCAGGUUUUGUAGCAGCUGUCAGGCCAGAUGCAGCAAUCAUUGCUGUACCUAGUGCUAUCGCAACCGGACCAAUAGGGCCUCUUCCUUUACCCUUAUCGGGUCUUGGCGAAGGAAAAUAUAUUGCUAGCGCAUCGGAGGCUCUGUACGAUGAUGGAUCAUAUAAGGAAGGAAAAUAUUAAAUCAGAUAUGAAAGUUAUAUAGAAAAAAAAGAGAUAACUGCUGAAGAAAAAUGAGAGAGAACGAUAAAGGGGACUGAUAAAUACUUUUGCCCUAUGUUGAAGAUCCUUUUUGAUAAAUAUUAUUAUUAAUACUUUUUAUUAAUAAAUCUGCAUUUUGAA